Limulus polyphemus (Atlantic horseshoe crab) is the source of this 2166-nucleotide messenger RNA. Its product is annotated as phospholipase A2 inhibitor-like. Bases 213 to 1472 code for a protein of 419 amino acids. The transcript has 2 exons. Gene Ontology annotation, molecular function: protein binding. Lineage: Eukaryota; Metazoa; Arthropoda; Merostomata; Xiphosura; Limulidae. Gene Ontology annotation, cellular component: membrane. The record is from RefSeq and is a predicted model, not a curated record.
GGAGAGCAGGAUUCCCUGACUGGGCGCCAUGUUAGAAAGGUGUGAUACACAUAAAGUCACAGUUUUUGUGCUUCUUUCUGCUGUGUGUUGAACAGCUUUUUUAAGGUGUUAAUUUGCUGUUUUGUCCAGAAUAGUGAUUUACACAAUUAAGAUUGUAAGUCGAAUUAGCAGAAGUAUAUCGUCGAACCUAAAGGUUUCGAAUUGAACUUUCCAUGAUGACUCGUCACCAACAGCAAGCUAGUAAUAAAAAGCUGAUACGGACGUUGGAACUAGCUACUGUGUCUCUUGUUUUUUAUGCAAAAUUGCUUUUCGUUUUAACUGAGGCGGCAGGUCAGGCUGGUAUCUUGCCGUUACAUACAUCCAACUUCUCAUCAGUGUGUCCUGUGGAGUUCCAAGGAAGAUGUCGAUGUGGUAGGGUACCUUAUGGGCCCCAUGGGAUCUUGACUUACGUUACAAACUGCACGAACACGAAUUUUGAUGACACACACAUGUUACUGAAACUACCCGUUGAAACUGAAGUCCUCAUUUUCACUGGUAACUAUAUUCCUGACCUACCUCUUAACAUACUUGGCAAGGUCAAGAAGUAUGGACAACUUCAUACCAUUGACAUGUCCAACAAUCACAUUCAGAGUAUCAAGGGAAAGACUUUUCAUCAUGUGGAAUUUGUGAAGAAGUUAGUGCUGAACGACAACGACCUGUAUAUUGUUAGUAAGGACGUCCAUUCUCGUAUGUUUAGCAACUUCUACCAACUUGAGGAACUGCAUCUGAAGAACGCCUUCACCGAGAAAGUUCGAGUUGAUGACUAUUUCUACAACCUUGUUACCGUGUUUAAAGAUAGUAACCUUAACCAUUUGCAAGUUCUCAACUUGGAAGAGAACGAAUUUCGCAGCAUGCUGAACGAAAACUUCUUUUGUUAUAUGCGUACACUAAUGAAAAUAUAUAUGAAGGGAAAUCGCAUGACUGAUUUCCGGCUUAACACAACCUGCCUCCCUCGUUUGGAGAUACUUGACCUGAGUGAAAAUGAAAUACCGUAUUUAACCAAUCAAACGUUACACCGUUUUGAUGCUGUGCCUGGACUGGAAAUAAACUUGGCAGGUAAUCCGUUUCAGUGUGACUGUUACUUGGUAGACAUGUAUCGUUGGCUUACCACUACUAAAACUAGAGUGAUUAAUAAAGAAACUUUUCAGUGCUUUUCUGGGUUUCCGAGAACAAAUGCUUGGAAACUAGUAAAUCACGUCCCUCUUCAUGAUCUAAAAUGCCCUCUGAAAUUAUCAGAUUUUCAAAAUCAUAUAAGCGCCUCCGUUGUGGUAUUGGUGUUGCUAAUAAUAAUCUGUGUUGUGCUGGUGUCUGUACUUACAUACAGACACCGACAAGCUAUCUAUAUAUUUGCUCGAAGCUGGUUUCAACCAUUUAACAGCAAGAUGAAAUAUUCUUCUAUGGAUAAACGCGAUGAAACAGAAAUGGAAGUGUGAACACGUUAUAACUAUUGGCGUGAACUUGAAUGAAGUUGCCAGAACAUAGACAUUUAAACAAACCCUUUAAGUGUGCGAGUAAAUUAUGGCUUAAAAAACGAACACCUCUGUGUUGAGGAUCUACUGGUUGAGAAGCUAAACAAAAUGUAUGCAUAGCAAUUUUCUGAAGCUUAUAACAUCGUAUAUGCUUUAAUAAACAGCGGUAAUAAGCAAGCUUGAACAUUUAAAAAUUGAUAGAUCGUACGAAUCUUUUUAAAAUACGCAGAUACUUUCAUUAGCAAAAAGAAAAAAAUGUUUGUCUGUUUUGUAUGUUGCUGUGGGAGGGUACACAAAAACGCAUGGUAAUAAAUGUGUAUCCAUCUCAACCGGUAUGUACCAAGCAGCUGCUUAAAGUUUAAAACAAUAACUUACUUUUAGGUACGCUGGUAAUGAUUUGAGCCUGAAUUCAGCAUCUCCGAACUUGCUGAGCUCAUAACUGUCAGGGCCACUAAACGUAUUUGUUUUAAAAUAGUAUUUACACUACACAUCUCUGCUUUUGUGUCAAAAUCAAACGACUCUUCUGCCUGUAACCCGUGUGGCCUUAAUACCCUAUUUCAAGAGAUGAAUAAGGUUUCUCGUCUUUGUUUGAGCAGUGUUGUAAAUUAUUUGUGUUAUUCAUUUAAUUGUAUCCCCUUCGUUGAAAAUCAAGCUAAUA